AUGAGCACAGUGAAAUCAUUCAUACGGAUAUGUCCCCUCAAGGCAACUUUCACGCACACACGAUUCCAUCUCUCCCUUCGAACCGUUAAUUCACCCGUGAUAUACCAUCGACUUCUCCUCUUUAGGAUCAACAAGCCAGAAGAAUGCACCUCUCCUACAAGCGAAGCUGGCCCAUCAUGGAAGGCGCCUGAGCUGUAUUGUAUGGAGGAGACCUGUCCUCAUUUGGGAGCUCCCCUGAGUCAUGCUGAAAUAAAAGAUAUUGAGGAUACGAAAGCGAUAGUGUGUCCUUGGCAUCAGUAUGAUUUCGAUUUGAAGGACGGUUCUAGCUCUACCGGACUACAGGCAUGUACUUAUGAAGUGCAGGUGAAAGGCGUGGAAGAAGACGCAGAAGUAUGGGUAGAAGCACCACAUGCUUCUUCGUCAGCUUCGAAACGAGAAUGGGAGUUGGUUGAGAUGAGAGGUGUAAGCGAAGAAUUUCUGGAUCCUCCUAUGCCAUCUCUUUCAAGACUUUCCUUAUCUGAGGGACUUGAUCAAACAUCACGCCCAUCCUUCCCAGCGUCAGGUGCUAUCUUGCCUGAGCAACUUCCGAACACCUUAUUAGGCUUUGCCCAUCUCAUCUUACGCACGAGUAACCCUGAAUUGAAAUGUCUUCUUACAAGAGAAGCGGUGACGAGACUUCGAGCUGGGAGAUUGAAAUCAAUCAGGCCGACAACAGGCGACAUUAAGAGGGAAAGGGAGAAGGAAGGUGGUUUGAUACAUGAACCUCCUAGAGAAGUGGAUGCGAUAGCUCCUGGGAAAGUACCGAAACGGGGUAAGGGUGGAUCGGAGAAAUCUCGCAUAUUGAUGUUACACGCUUUAGCAAAUAUCGAACAAUAUGCUAUUGAUUUAGCGUGGGACAUAAUAGCUAGAUUUGCGGAUUUCGCAACAAACAGCGGUGAAAGAUUACCUAUAGAAUUCUUCUUAGAUUGGGCAAAAGUAGCUGAAGACGAAGCAAAACAUUAUACAUUACUUGCCAGGAGGCUGGUGGAAUUGGGAUCGUAUUUUGGCGCACACUCGGUUCACGCGGGAUUAUGGGAAUCGGCUACUCAAACUGCAGAUUCACUCUCAGCUAGAAUAGCUAUCAUACAUCUUGUAGCUGAGGCAAGAGGAAUAGAUAUGAAUCCUUUGACACUGGCUAAGCUUCAGGCUGCAGGAGACGAAGAAAGUAGUAGAGUUCUGGAAAUCAUUCAUGCUGAUGAGAUUACACAUGUUACAACCGGACAUCGAUGGUUCACUUGGUUAUGUCAGAAACAAGGCGUAGAUCCAAUAAUCACAUUCCGAGCAGAAGUGUUCGCCAAUUUCAGAGGCAAAAUCAAAGGCCCUUUCAAUGCUGCAGAUCGAUUAAAAGCUGGCUUGACGCCUGACUUUUACGAAGACCUUUCAGGCGGAUUAGGCUUCAACGUGACUAACGGGAAGCUGAAAGAGGCAGAUGGAGAUGAACAUAUUCAUCCUAGAUUGACAUAA
This is a messenger RNA of Kwoniella shivajii, 1503 nucleotides long. RefSeq lists its product as uncharacterized. Bases 1 to 1503 code for a protein of 500 amino acids. Gene Ontology annotation, molecular function: 2 iron, 2 sulfur cluster binding. The transcript has 12 exons. The record is from RefSeq and is a predicted model, not a curated record. NCBI's taxonomy places the organism in Eukaryota, Fungi, Basidiomycota, Tremellomycetes, Tremellales, Cryptococcaceae.